AGUUUCUUUGUUUUGCGUCGGCUGUUUUUUUCCUUGCCAUGUCGGACUUUUCUUUAAAUAUUUUUACGCUUAAUUGUUGGGGUAUACCUAUUGUCUCUAAAAACAGAAAAGAACGUAUGGAAGCAAUCUCUACAUAUUUACAAGAAAGUUGUCAUACAGUGGUGUGCCUACAGGAGGUGUGGAGUGAGGAUGAUUAUCUUUUUAUGAAAGAAAAACUGAAACGCAACCUGCCCUACUCACAUUACUUCUACAGUGGAGUCCUUGGAUCAGGUCUCUGCGUUUUCUCCAAGUGGCUUAUCCAGGACGUAUUUUUCCACCAGUGGCCAUUGAAUGGCUACAUCCAUAAGAUCCACCAUGGGGAUUGGUUCGGAGGCAAGGGUGUUGGUUUGUGUCGGCUCCGGGUAAAAGAUAGGCUGGUGAACAUCUACUGUACCCAUUUACAUGCUGAGUACCAUGAGGAUGACAUUUACUUAGCACAUAGGGCUCUGCAAGCACAUUCCACUGCAGAGUUUGUAAAUCUGACUAAAUCCACAGCCGAUGUAUCCAUCCUUGCUGGAGAUCUCAACACAGGCCCUGGCGAUUUGUCCUACAGAUUAAUAACAGAACUUCCAUCACUCAUAGACCCGUACGACUUAGAGUGUGAGAAUACCAAUCCUGCCAUUAGGAAAGCCACCGGCACCAACGACAACGCCAACAACAGCUACUCUGAUAAGAAACAAGCGAAGCUGUGCCCCGAGGGGAAGAGGAUUGAUCAUAUUUUGUACCAUGUCAACACUCAGUGGGCGAUCGAGAUAAUGAACUUUGGCAACCCGCUCGAAGACAGGGUGCCUGGGCAGCAAUUUUCGUACUCGGACCACAACGCAGUUGCCCUCGAACUGCAUAUGCGGCCGACAGAAGGCUCGUACAAAUACCAUAAGGUCUAUAACAAGGACGGGGCGCUGGAUGACACGAUUGCAGACGCCUACAAAGUCUGCAAUGAGGCUUACGCCAACUUGUCCAAAACAAGAAAGCUGUAUUUGUUUGCCGGAGGACUGAUCUUCAUGUUCUUACUAGGCUCAUUUGGUUACUGGCCGGACUACGUGUUGUACAACGUACUAAAGAUAAUUAUCACUGGACUAAGCUUCUAUUAUCUGAUAAUGGGGACUUUGUGGAACAGAAUUGAGAUGAACAGCUUGAAAGCGGGACUGAGCGCUCUUGACAAUUUUGGCAAAAGCAGGACCCAGUUGGAAAAGGGCGACGGACUGUCCAACCUGUGAUAGUAUUGUUGAUUUUGUUCACGAAGAUUACAAUUAGAAAUUACAAGGAAUAGCAAAACUAAAUG
Cydia amplana is the source of this 1321-nucleotide messenger RNA. It is a transcript of the gene nSMase, whose product is annotated as putative neutral sphingomyelinase. Bases 39 to 1256 code for a protein of 405 amino acids. The record is from RefSeq and is a predicted model, not a curated record. Gene Ontology annotation, molecular function: sphingomyelin phosphodiesterase activity. The transcript has 6 exons. Lineage: Eukaryota; Metazoa; Arthropoda; Insecta; Lepidoptera; Tortricidae.